Molecule: messenger RNA, 511 nt
Organism: Moneuplotes crassus
Lineage: Eukaryota; Ciliophora; Spirotrichea; Euplotida; Euplotidae
Source: the annotation of a GenBank genome assembly
GAAAAAAUUUGAGACUGAUAGACUCAAGAAAGAUUAAGAAAAAUUUCAUGCGAUCGAAGACUAAAUUUAUCAAGAGCCAGAUCAAAUCUUCAAAUAAUUUGGAAAGUUCUAAGAAUAGUUUGGUUGGCAAUUCAUGGAUAAAAUCUCCUUUGAAAAAGAUGAACACAAGAGCUUUUGCAAAUGAACUAAGAAGUCCCACCUUAGCAAACAUGAAUUUUGAAAUAAAAUAGAGCGAUUACACCAAGUUCCGAGAACAAAAUAUCUUCUCAAUGGACAUCAUUAGCUGGAGCAAUCCUAGGGAAUGAUGAAGACUCUAAAGAGAGACUCAAAAUGGUGAUUGAUAGAUUGAGAAAUAGAAAGAAGAAAAAGUAUAACUCUUACGUUCCAAAUAAAGAAAUUGGACAGGCUCUAUCUCACACAAUUCAAAUUAUUAAGAAGGGCAUUAGAAAGCAGAAUACUAAAACCUCAAUUUUUUCUUAGAUGGUGAGAAGAAGAGAUAUAGUGGCCAAAA